This is a messenger RNA of Hirundo rustica (Barn swallow), 225 nucleotides long. RefSeq names its product keratin-associated protein 5-2-like. The record is from RefSeq and is a predicted model, not a curated record. The coding region runs from base 1 to 225 and encodes 74 amino acids. Lineage: Eukaryota; Metazoa; Chordata; Aves; Passeriformes; Hirundinidae. The transcript has a single exon.
AUGCCCAACGGAUGCUGCGGCGGCGGAAACAGCUACAACGUGUGCUGCUACAGCAGCCCCAAGACCUGCUGCAAGAGGCCCAUGUGCUGCCCCACGCAGUGCUGCAGCCCCUGCUGCAUGCCCAUGCAGUCCUGCUGCAUGCCCAUGACCUGCUGCUACACCAUGAGCCGCAACAACAGGGGCUGCUGCGGCGGCAACAACGGCGGCUGCUGCGGCGGCAACUGA